CUUAGUUGUUCUUUAUUUGAAUGGUCUUCUUACCCCAUUAUUUGUUUGAAGGAACUGUAAUGUCACUGGCCUUGCAGUGUUGAGUCCAUGGAUAUUGGUUUUGAGUAUCAGUUUAGGCAACAGAAUUGGGUUGUUUGUGGCUUUUACUGUAUCAGGUAUCUGCUGGGGUAGCUGUUGAGGUUUGGUGUUUGUUUUUAUUUUUCCUUCUAGACUCUCUUUGUUGUAUUAUGGGUUGAGUACCCCUUGUACUCCCAUUAAUGCAUUUCUUUGCUUAUCAAAAAAAAAAAAACUUUGAAUUUUGAGGUAUUUCAUUACAUUCUAUUCCAUUUUCUUUCCAAGUGAGAGAACCUCAUAUUAAAUAGGCAGAGACUAUUUGCGCCCCCUUUUUUGCUAAGUCCGCCAUCCCCAAACACGCGAAAAGACUAAAAUACCCUUCAGUAAUUUAAAUUUAAAAAAAAAAAACUACCUUAUCUCUACAAACCCUCCCCCCUCUUUCAACCGUAUACCAUCUUCCUCUCCCACCCAAUUUCAAAAGUUUCAACCCUCACAAAAUCAAGUCUCUCAAACCCACAACCAAGUCAAGAAGAGGAAGAGAAAGGAGGACAACCAGUAAGAAGAAGAAGUAAGAAGAAGAAGUUGAAGUAGAAGAGGAAGAAGGAGACCAAGUCAAGAAGGAGUAACCCACAAAAUACAACAACAACCCAUAACCCACAAGAAGAACAACAAUGCCUCCUAGGAAAACUGCCCGUGUUGUUGGUCCUUCUACUGAACCUACUGCUCCACGGGAUCGUAGCUCCACUCAUGCUUCUAACCGCAAACGGUCAGAAGAGGCUAAUAGAGGAAGGGGUAGAGGAAGGGGUCGAGGAAGGGGUAGAGGAAGGGGUAGGAAUGCUGAACAAGAGCCUGUUGUACAGGAUCAGCAGGAUGAUGAGAUUAUGGCUGAUCAGCCGGAUGAUGACACUGAGGCGGAGGAGGAGACUAGUGGUGAGGAGGAGACUAGUGGUGAGGAGGAGGCUGAGGAGGAUGUCGGUGCUGACCUCGAGGCGGAGUUUGAUGAGGAGUCUGGUGAUGAGGACGAUGAGAACAGGUUGUGGUAUGAGGGAGGUCCGUUUGACCUUUGCUUGUUUACUAAGUAUGGCGAACAUAUAGCUCGUGACAUAUGGAGGUCAUACAAGCGGCCAAAUUAUGAGACUAGACUAGAGGUGUGCUCAAGACCUAUAAUCAUGGGAGGAUGUGUCAUCCUGUAG
Messenger RNA from Lotus japonicus, 1247 nucleotides. RefSeq lists its product as uncharacterized. The record is from RefSeq and is a predicted model, not a curated record. The transcript has 2 exons. Lineage: Eukaryota; Viridiplantae; Streptophyta; Magnoliopsida; Fabales; Fabaceae. The coding region runs from base 726 to 1247 and encodes 173 amino acids.